Alnus glutinosa is the source of this 945-nucleotide messenger RNA. RefSeq names its product NDR1/HIN1-like protein 1. The record is from RefSeq and is a predicted model, not a curated record. Lineage: Eukaryota; Viridiplantae; Streptophyta; Magnoliopsida; Fagales; Betulaceae. The coding region runs from base 157 to 786 and encodes 209 amino acids. Gene Ontology annotation, biological process: defense response to other organism. The transcript has a single exon.
UUUAAUUCUAAUUUCUAUAUAACGCACACUUCCUCUGUGAAACUUUUCUGUUGGUAAAUUUCAAUUCCCUCAAAAGUCCAAGCUUCAUUUCCUUGCUUCCUUUAUCGGCUAGAGUUUUCCGUGUCCCCUACCCAGGCUUCCCUCCGUUAAUUAAGCAUGACUGCGAAGCACUGCGGCCACCACGACCACAGGCGUGAGAAGCAUCGCCGCAUAUUCUACGGCAUCGCCGCCUUCGUCGUCCUCGUCCUCUUCGUCGUCUUCCUCGUCUGGGUAAUCCUCCGCCCCACCAAGCCCCAGUUCAUCCUCAGGGACGCCACCGUCUACGCCUUCAACGUCUCGGCCUCCCCUCCCUUCUCCCUCUCCACCUCCAUGCAGAUAACCAUCUCCGCCAAAAACCGCAUGGACCGCGUCGGAAUCUACUACCAGAAGCUCGACGUCUACGCCACCUACCGAGGCCAACAGGUCACACUCCCGACCAUGCUGCCCGCCACCUUCCAGGGCCACAACGACUACACGGUGUGGUCGCCGUUCAUGUACGGGAAUUCCGUGCCGGUGUCGCCGGGACUAAUGGGGGCUCUGGAGCAGGACCAGAACGUCGGGGCGGUGUUGCUCAACAUCAAGAUCGAUGGCCGUGUCAAGUGGAAGGUGGGCACGUGGUUCUCCGGCAGGUACCACUUGAACGCGAAUUGCCCGGCGUAUAUUAAAUUUGGCUCCCCCAAUGCCGGGAUUCCCUUCGGACCGGUAAUGAAGUUCGCGUUGGCGCAAUAUUGCACUGUGGACGUUUAAGCCACUAAUCAUUUCCUGUUAGUACGUACUUGCUAUCUAAUCCGCAUUACCCUUAAUUUGUUUUUCUUUUGGUUUGGAUUAUAAUCAUCAUAUGGCUUUCUGUUUCAAGUAAUUAAGAGAAAGUUUUGGGUUAUUAUAAUGCUAUGAUUCAUUCAUGUA